This is a messenger RNA of Cottoperca gobio, 3486 nucleotides long. It is a transcript of the gene ywhag2, whose product is annotated as 3-monooxygenase/tryptophan 5-monooxygenase activation protein, gamma polypeptide 2. The transcript has 2 exons. The coding region runs from base 178 to 921 and encodes 247 amino acids. Lineage: Eukaryota; Metazoa; Chordata; Actinopteri; Perciformes; Bovichtidae. The record is from RefSeq and is a predicted model, not a curated record.
GGAGGGAAGAGAGGAGAGGGUGUCCCGUCUGCACGGAGCACAGACAGACAGCAGGGAACAGCUGCAGCAUUAGGUUCGAGUAGGAUUUCACUGCAUUGCGAUUUAAAAUAUCAAUCAUUUCAUCCCCAAAAACUCAAGUAGAGCAGCUUGACUAAGCAACCAAAUAUCAUUUAAAAAAUGGUUGAUCGCGAGCAGCUGGUCCAGAAAGCCAGGCUGGCUGAACAGGCUGAGAGAUAUGAUGAUAUGGCAGCAGCUAUGAAAUCGGUAACAGAGCUGAACGAGGCCCUGUCCAACGAGGAGAGGAACCUCUUGUCUGUGGCCUACAAGAACGUGGUUGGGGCCCGUCGCUCCUCCUGGAGGGUGAUCUCCAGCAUCGAGCAGAAGACCUCGGCCGACGGCAAUGAGAAGAAGAUUGAGAUGGUGAGGGCCUACAGGGAGAAGAUCGAGAAGGAGCUGGAGGCCGUGUGCCAGGACGUGCUCAACCUUCUGGACAACUUCUUGAUCAAGAACUGCAGCGAGACGCAGCACGAGAGCAAGGUGUUCUACCUGAAGAUGAAGGGCGACUACUACCGGUACCUGGCCGAGGUGGCCACGGGGGAGAAGAGGGCCACCGUGGUGGAGUCGUCGGAGAAGGCCUACAACGAGGCCCACGAGAUCAGCAAGGAGCACAUGCAGCCCACCCACCCCAUCCGCCUGGGCUUAGCUCUCAACUACUCAGUGUUUUACUACGAGAUCCAGAACGCCCCGGAGCAGGCCUGUCACCUGGCCAAGACCGCCUUCGACGACGCCAUCGCUGAGCUCGACACCCUCAACGAGGACUCCUACAAAGACUCCACUCUCAUCAUGCAGCUGCUCCGAGACAACUUGACACUGUGGACAAGUGACCAGCAGGAUGACGAGGGAGGGGAGGGCAACAAUUAAAGAGAAACCACACUUUGAAAAUAAAUAUAUAUGAAGGGCCGGUGGACUUUGGCAGCCGCUUUUGCCGAUGAUACUACCGCAGCAGCAGUUCUUUAUUUUUCCAUGUGUUAAAAGAAAAGAAUCAAAAAAGAGGUGAGAGUGGAGGUUAAAUCUUAGUUUAAAUAUAUAUAGAAAUAUAUAUACAGUUGAAAGGGGCCUCCGUCUUUUUGAUUUUCUCUUUGACAUUUGCCAAAACCACUGAUAUGUCAGUCAAUCAGCCUGAAGUGGUUGUUGUUGGAUUGAAAUGGCAGCCUCACACUGGCAUAGGAACUGAUCUUGUUCUGUCGAGACAAGCUGCUUAGUUAGGUUUUUGCGUGAUAGAGAUGAAUCACUUGAGAGAGAAAAUGCUUGAAUGGGAAUGCCUCACAAAACUAGUUUGCAUUGGUUCCAGUAGUAAGUCUAUAUAUGAGAAAAAAGGGCCCUGAAAGAUGUUAAAUUCACACAAACAACGAGAAAAAGAGAACGUUUUAAAGCAAUUAAAUUCCCCCCAAAUUUGAAAGGAUAAAUUAGACGGGAGUGAAAAUCAGGAUUUGAUAGUAAAAAUUGAUUCCCUUACUUAAAGAGCAGAUUAGUCUGGUAUGUCACUGGAACCAUAGAUUAUUUUGGAGGUGAAGAUUACUAAAGGCAGAGACUUAACAAUAUAAAAAAAAUAAAGAAAAUAAAAAACACGAACAAUUAAAAGCAGCUUCAGAGUUUGUGGUUUACUUCUGUGUUUGUUUUAUUAAAUGCACUUGCCUACUAUACUGUUUCUUCAGUGUAACAUGAUGACAACAAUAAUAUCGAUUAUUCAAUAGUGUGCAUGCUGGUGAUGUAUUUAUAUACAGUAGCUUGACUUUAUUAACUUAUACUGUGGGUGUUAAGUAUUAGGCUUUGUCUGAUGUUGAUUUCUAAUUUAUUUUGUUUUGUUAUGGUUUUUUGAUUUGCUAUACCAAAAUGGUGAUCGUAAAAAUUGACCUGUAAUGGGCGUUGCUAUAGUGACAUGCAAUAUGUGUAUUUGAUUUGUUACUGAAAGAAAAAAAAAUAAUAGGAAGAUAAAAACUCACCAGUGAUCACUUAAUCUUAGCAGCUGGUGUUUGUCACAUUGAAGUAUGAUUAUGAUAUAUUUUGUUCUCAGUAUUUAAGUAUUUCUUUCUGUCAUCCAGUUUAAAUAAUGGUGAAGUUUUCAGGCUCAAUGUUUCCGUUAUGAAUUCACAAACAUGGACCAUAUUUUAGUUCUGACAGUAUACAUUUUUGUUUGUUUGUUUGUUUUUAUACCUUUUAGCUGUUCCUGAGUGACAAAAUAUCUUGAAUGUGAGUCAUUAUGUAGCAGUUGCACAAGAACCGAAAUAAAAGCUAUGACAAUAAAAAAGAAUAUGACUAAAUUAUACAUGCACCAUAUCCGUGGUGGUCGAGUGUAUUGUUGAAUUGUCACCCUUGAGAUCAUUUUGUUUUAAAGGGAAAACCGUGUCAUAGAAAAGAAACGUUUUAAUGCCCUGAGUACAGUAUGUGCUGUCUUUGUGUGCCUGUAUCAUUAUUUAAUAUGCCUCAUUUGCAAGUUCAGAAGGAAAAAAAAGAUUUAUCUGCCAGUAUUUUAAGUUCCUUCAAGCAUGUGUGCCAAGAUGUAAUAUUUUCCUCACUUGUGUCUGACUGUACUGCUCUCUGUACAGCACAUACAUAUGAAUAUUCAACACCAAUGCACAAAUACAGUCACAGGGAAAGCAUAGGCAAUUCAAUAGAAUUGGUUAUUGGUUAGCAAAUGUGAUAAUUAAGGUUUUCAGAAGAAACUUUAGACGCCAGGAAGCUGCUCAAGAGCACAGAAAGCUGCUGAACAGAUUUAUCUUCAUAAUGCUGCUACUUCUAUAGAUAAUUACAUUAAUAUAUUCAAACAGAUUUCAGUUUUCGGGGCUUUAUUUUUCCUAAUAGAUGACAGUUUUUUGGGACUUUAUUUUUUAUCUCAGAUGUGAUGGCUUAAGAGAGAAGCAAAAAGCCUUAAGGUCAGUCACACAACCUCAUUCAUGUAUGCCAAUUAUGUCACCAUCAAGAGCCUUUAUGAGCUCACACUGUAUGUCACAGCUGCUUUGAUUUAUUUGAAGUAAUAUAAAGUUGAUGGUCUUCAAGGCUCCCCAGAGAAAUAGCAUGAAAUCCUGACGCCAAUCCGCACAACUGCUCACGCAGUUUAUGAAUAUUAGAAGGGAGUCAAAUCCUUAAUUAAACAUUUCAAGAAAGAUGGAAAAAUAUUUUUGAAAAACCAUGUCAAGAACACAUGCAUUGUGUUCGUUUAAAUUAAUUUUUUUGGUUUUUGGUUUUAUUUUUAAGUUUUCGUAAUUUUUGAUGUUGAUCCUUGUUUCUGCUGUGACAUGAAAACAUACAAAUACACAAAAGGAGGAGAAAAUAAUUUGAUUUGAAUCACAAGUUAGAUUAAAGAAGAGCUGACCUGCAGGAAACUAGCAAAGGGGAAGAGGGGGGGGCAAUAGCGAUACAAACUGUAUGCUCUGAGAAAUCUUUGGUUGCCAUCUGUUGUCCAUUAAAGUUAUUUGUUUAUCGGUA